GAAGAUCCUUGGCGUGCCAGCCUCCCUGCCUCUCUACUUCACAGCGACAGCUCUGGCAAAGCUCGCGCACCAGGAGGGUGAGCUCGCCAUCGUCAAGGCCGCCAAGAAGGCGGGCGUGCCGUACAUGCUGCCCACCCUGAGCAGCUACACCCUGGACGAGAUGCUGGCGGCCCGCACGCCGGACCAGGUGGUCUUCAGCCAGCUGUACGUGAACCCGGAGCGGUCCCGCAGCGAGGAGUACGUUGCAAAGCUUGAGGCAGCAGGUGUGCAGGCGCUCUUCGUGACCGUGGAUGCUCCGCAGCUGGGCCGCCGUGAGAAGGACAUGCGCAACAAGUUCACCCAGCAGGGCUCCGACGUGCAGGGCGACGAUGAGGACGAAGGUGCAGUGGACCGCUCGCAGGGCGCCACCCGAGCCAUCAGCAGCUACAUUGACCCUGGCCUCAACUGGGAGGACGUGCCGUGGCUCAAGAGCAUCACCAAGAUGAAGGUGUUGCUGAAGGGUGUGCAGUGCGCGGAGGAUGCAGUGAUGGCCUUCAAGUCUGGUCUGGCCGGCUGCGUGCUCUCUAACCACGGUGGCCGCCAGCUGGACACCUGCCGCCCGGGCAUCGAGGUCCUGCCGGAGGUCAUGGAGGCCGUCAAGGCCGAGGGC
This is a messenger RNA of Symbiodinium pilosum, 649 nucleotides long. NCBI's taxonomy places the organism in Eukaryota, Dinophyceae, Suessiales, Symbiodiniaceae. The record is from the annotation of a GenBank genome assembly.